AAUGACAUCAUAAACGGUGAAUAAGAGAGAAAGCAAAACUCGAGAUUCAAUCGUUAAAAUGUCGUACGCAUAUCUUUUUAAGUACAUUAUUAUAGGAGAUACGGGGGUUGGAAAAUCAUGUCUUUUACUGCAAUUUACGGACAAACGUUUUCAACCAGUCCACGACCUCACAAUAGGUGUUGAAUUCGGUGCUAGAAUGAUUACCAUCGAUGGCAAACAAAUAAAAUUGCAGAUUUGGGAUACGGCUGGUCAAGAAUCUUUCAGGUCUAUCACACGUUCAUACUAUAGGGGAGCAGCAGGGGCUUUGUUAGUCUACGACAUCACACGGAGGGAUACAUUUAAUCAUCUGACAACAUGGCUGGAAGAUGCUCGGCAACAUUCAAGUUCAAACAUGGUGAUCAUGUUGAUUGGAAACAAGAGUGAUCUUGAAGCUCGCCGAGAUGUCAGAAAAGAAGAGGGUGAAGCGUUUGCUCGGGAGCAUGGCCUCAUUUUCAUGGAGACCUCUGCAAAGACUGCAGCAAAUGUAGAAGAGGCUUUCAUCAACACAGCUAAGGAAAUCUACCAAAAAAUCCAAGAGGGUGUUUUUGAUAUCAACAAUGAGGCAAAUGGCAUCAAGAUUGGCCCUCAGCAUUCACCAUCAAAUCCCUCUGUGCCUUUGGGAGGUGGCCGAUCCCAAGACAGUGGUGGCUGCUGCUAAAGAAGUGUUACACAAGUCUCUGAAUAAACUUAUCCAAUUUAUUUUCACUAUGGAUCUUAAACAAAACCUUUCAAACUGAAUCUCUUGUUUCAGUUUCAAGGAGAGGAGUAAACUUGAUUGAUAGUGAGUACAACUGCUAGUAGAGGGCUGACACCAAUAAUGUUGUGGAAUGGUUAACUUUGGAAUUUUUGUAAGGCAGGGUGGAGAGUUGUAGAGGCAGUUGGGUGGAUUUCUUAAUUAUACCUGUUUGGCCUUCCAUAAACAUCAUUUCUGUUACCAGCUUCUUGUUUAAUCUUUGUUUGGUGUGCUCAUCCACCCUUGGGGGAGAAUUUCUUGCAAUUGUAUUGGGGGAGGAAACUGGAAUUAUUUUGAAAGGUUUAGCAUGCUUUCCAUUUGAGGGAAGUUGAAAAUCUCAAUCAGCAUAGGUUAGGACACUCCUCUUUAGUUUUCUUCUCUUGAUUUUCCUCUUAAAUAUAUCCUUUCAAAUCUCUUUUCAAAAUGAGAGUUAUUGUUCAAUGACUCGAUUGAGCAACGGUUCGUAAUAUUAGUCAUAAAAUUACACAUAGUUCUUGCACAUUUUUAGUUUGAAAUUUCAGCAUGUAUUGAUUUCCAGAAUUUUUUAUUGUAUGUAAUCAGAUCAGUUAGUUAAUUCUCAUGGCACAAUCUACCUGAAGGGAAGUUUAGAGAAUUCAUACUAAGAAUGAUAACUUUUUUUCUUGUUGCACUUUUUCAAAAAAACAAGUAACAAGAGGCUGGUAAUGGAACAUUAUGGAAAGUUCUGCUGGUGAAAAUGAGGGGUAGCUGUUUGAUAUUAAUAUGCAAGAGACAUUUACUAAAUGCACUGUUGUUAUUUUUGAAAUUCCUGUCCAUUCUUAUCAGUUUAUAUCAUCUUCCUUGUUGUAGUUCAUUUUCUACAAGAAUGUAUUUGUCAACUAAAGAAUUGUUUCCUUCUUUAAAUUUUGAAUAUCAACCUAGUGUAUUAUACUAAAGAGGAAUGGACAACAAUGUCGAGUAAAGAAACUCACAUGUCAUCAAGUAACCUAUCUAAUGGGUGGCAAUUUGUUUUAUUCCAGAAUUAAGUCAAGGUUCCUAUAUACAGUAGUGUCUAAGUUCAGAAUGAGGCAAUUUUUUUUGCCAUUACAUUUAAGUUUACGUCUUCCUCUAUUGCAAUAAGAUUGUCCAGGAACAUAUUAAUGUUGUGUUGUAUCUACAAUAAAGAAUGUCUAUAACCAAGUUAAA
Stylophora pistillata is the source of this 1936-nucleotide messenger RNA. Its product is annotated as ras-related protein Rab-2. The record is from RefSeq and is a predicted model, not a curated record. Gene Ontology annotation, molecular function: GTPase activity; GTP binding. Lineage: Eukaryota; Metazoa; Cnidaria; Anthozoa; Scleractinia; Pocilloporidae.